Molecule: messenger RNA, 1350 nt
Organism: Thamnophis sirtalis
Lineage: Eukaryota; Metazoa; Chordata; Lepidosauria; Squamata; Natricidae
Source: RefSeq, a predicted model, not a curated record
GAACGCCAUGGGUUGGCUCCAGCUGCCAAACUGUCUGCGCUUCGGCCGAAAGGAAUUCACUUUGUCCACGGAGAAGAUCGUUGACUCGCAAGAUGAGAACACGGAACGGGGCAACUGGUCCAGCAAAACGGACUACCUGCUGUCCAUGGUGGGCUACGCGGUGGGCCUGGGCAACGUCUGGAGGUUCCCGUACCUGACCUAUGAGAAUGGAGGAGGAGCCUUCCUGAUCCCCUACGCCAUCAUGCUGGCUCUCGCCGGCCUCCCUCUGUUCUUCAUGGAGUGCUCCCUGGGACAGUUUGCCAGCUUGGGACCCGUGUCAAUUUGGAGAAUUUUGCCUCUUUUUCAAGGCGUGGGAAUCACCAUGGUCGUCAUCUCCACCUUUGUGACCAUCUAUUACAACGUCAUCAUUGCCUACAGCCUCUACUACUUGUUCGCCUCCUUCCAACGGGUGGUGCCAUGGAAUGACUGCAACGCGACGUGGGCCGAUCACAGAUGCAGCAAAACGCCACUGGCUACAAAGUCCUCCAGCGCUCGGCGAACAUCAGCGAGACCGGAGUGAUCGUGUGGUACCUGGCCCUUUGCCUUCUCCUUUCCUGGCUGAUCGUGGCAGUUAGCUUGGUCAAAGGGAUCAAGUCUUCCGGGAAGGUAAUUGCAGGUGGGAUUCAGCCGGUUCGCACUUAUCCGGCCAAGAACCAGGAUGAAAUCCUUAAUACAGGGUCGGAGAUCAGUGGCAGAAUGUGUCAAGAGUUUCGUGAGCUGCCUGUACACACGCGGCUAUGGUCCCAGGAAGUGCUGAUGGACAGUUACAAUGACGUGUACCAGAACUGUGUUAACCAAGGGGCUCCCCAAGACCUUCAGCUCUGGUUCGGAGGAGAUGGGAAUCCAGCCAUUUCAGGGGAAAGCAAAACUGACUCUGAUGACAAUCUCCUGGUAAGUCCUCAUGUGGACCCCAUGACCAUCCCAGUAGAACUAAGGGGGGCACCAGCAGUUUUCAUGCAGCUGAUAAAUGAAGUACUGCAUGAACAUCUGUAUAAGGGGGUGUUAGUUUAUCUUGACGACAUCCUCAUCUACAUGGAAACCUUAGAGGAACAUGUGAGACUCGUGUGCUCAUGUGCUCGUGUCCCGAAAAAACUCAGGGCUGCUGAACUUUAUGCCAAAUUUUCUGAGUGUGAAUUCCACCAGGAAAAAAAUGACUAUUUGAGAUACCACAUUUCUCAUAUGGGUAUUGAAAUGGACCCAGAGAACAUCCAGGCUGUCAUAGAAUGGGCACCCCCUACACCUGCAAACAGCUACAAAGGUUUGGGGGAGGGUUGCCAAUUUUUACCGCCAGUUCAUCCCUUCAUUUGCUAG